AUGAAUCAUAGCGAAGCUGGGGAGAAAAGGAUGCUGGAUCUUCAUGAGUUAGAGGAAUUGCGGCUCGAUGCGUAUGAAAAUGCCUUGAUCUAUAAAGAACGAACAAAGAAAUGGCAUGACAGACGCAUUAUAAGACGUGAAUUUAAUGAAGGUGAGGUAGUGUUGCUGUUUAAUUCUAGGCUAAGGCUGUUUCCUGGAAAGCUUCGCUCUCGAUGGAGUGGACCAUUUGAAGUCACUAAAGUAAAUCAAUCAGGUGCCAUUGAGGUCUGGAGCGAAUCCACUGGUAAAUUCCUAGUGAAUGGCCAAAGAUUAAAACACUACCAUCCAGCAGCGAAAGUAGGACAUGUCGCUACUCUUGUUAUGUGUCCUCCUUGA
Medicago truncatula (barrel medic) is the source of this 375-nucleotide messenger RNA. RefSeq lists its product as uncharacterized. NCBI's taxonomy places the organism in Eukaryota, Viridiplantae, Streptophyta, Magnoliopsida, Fabales, Fabaceae. The record is from RefSeq and is a predicted model, not a curated record. The coding region runs from base 1 to 375 and encodes 124 amino acids. The transcript has a single exon.